Oryctolagus cuniculus (rabbit) is the source of this 4024-nucleotide messenger RNA. The record is from RefSeq and is a predicted model, not a curated record. Lineage: Eukaryota; Metazoa; Chordata; Mammalia; Lagomorpha; Leporidae.
AGGGGGCACGACGGCUCUCAGGCUGGGACAAUAUUAUCUGCAAGCUGAAGAAGAAACUGAAUGCUCUUUUUUUUUCCUUCCCUCCCCACCCUUUUCCAUCCGGAGAGGAAAAAAAAAACCACAGUCGGCAAAGGCGGACACCCCCAGAGCUGCAGGCGGCUGUGCCCGCGGUGUGUUCACAGAUUCCACUAUGGAGACAGACAGACGGCAGCAGAUGGAACCACAGACAGAUUGGGAGAGACCUGGCUCCAGCAGCCAGGCAGUCUCUGGCCCAGCCCUGCCUGCCUGCUCUUUUUCCCAAACAAACGGAUCAGACGAAUAAAUGCUCAUAAAUAAAUACCUCUGGGCUUAGAUAAGAGCGGUGAGGCGCUGCUUCCUUUCAUGCCCAACUCCAGGCGCCCGGCCCUGCCUGGAGUGGCUUGGUCUCCCAACAGGCAACCUACAGAGGUGAGGUUACAUUGCUGGCUGCAACCCUCAGGAUCCAGCGAUGCUUUUCCCGCUACUACCACAGGGAAAAGCACCUCCUUCCCCAGGUCUUACCCAGACUCCACAGGGAAGAUCAUGCUGGUCCUAGGGCGGGGAUCUGGUAGCCCCGGAGGGCUGAGGCCCAGGGCCCAGCCUCAGUGGCAGGGAGCAGGGAGGUGCAGGCAGCCAUGCUGCCCCACCUGGCUCUGGCUGCUCCAGCAGGCCCCCCUCCGCCCCCACUCUGUAGGAGAGGGCCUAUUUGUGCUGCUCUGUCAUUAGGGGCCUUGGAUUUUUUUUCCCUUAAACACUCAUCAAAAACCCCUGUGGGAGUAUUGCAGGCUAGGAAGUGGUUGGAAAGACCCCCAGGGACGACCACUUGGCCAUGAAGGUGCAGCGUACUACUUGUCCUAAGUUCAGAGACCACUCUGUGCCCAAAGAAGUUCCCACCCUUGGUCACCCAACCUCAGCCCUCUACCACCUUCCCCUGUGUCAGUGGGCAGAGCUGGCUCACAAAGAGGAAGGGAGAGGAAGGUCAGCUUAGCUUGACAUCAGAAUUUGUCUCAUACCCUGGCACCCUGGUUGGGUGGUAGUCACCCUUUACUGCCUGGCCUGUGUGUCCAUAUUACACUGUUGGGAACACGUUGUGAUUCGGCUUCAGCUUGGGCCCAAGGCUCAUUUUCUUUGGAUGAGAGAGAGGCACAGACAUGCUCUUUCACACCCAAGCUUAAAUGGCAGCAGCAAAGCCAAGGAUACAAAUAUGGUGUGUGGGAGGGACUUGGAGGGAUGCUGUGAGUCAGACAGAAGGGCCGUGAGUGUCUGCAUAGGGAACGUGGGCUGAUGGCUGGAAACUGCCUGCCACCGAGGUCCCAGGAGGACCAGAACACCCCCACCCCCCACCCCGCCGCCAUUCUUGUAAAACCAAACCAAAAGUAAGUCUGAGGAGCGAAUGAAUUUUCAAAAAGACUGUCAGCCUCCCGAGAGAGCUGGGAGAGGGGGACCAGGAUCUCUCCCCCAUCAGGAGGAUUUAAAGCCCCACAGUGGAAAGAGGAGCACUCCCCCCACCCCGUACCCAGGCUUAAUGGGACAUCCUUAGUUCCUGAAAAAUCUGUAGCCCGGGAUAUUCUUCUGUCUUUUGGGAACGGAGUGAGGGUUGCAGGCAGGAGAGGCAUCAGACAAAUAAAGCCACCUGAGCUGGGGGUGCCCCUCACCCUUCCUCCCCAUAGCCCCAAGCGAGGAGGAGAGGGGCUAGUCCCUUUCCCCAGUGCCUCUUCCCCCGCCACGAGUGAGCGGCUCCCUGCUAGAACCAGGUGGGGUGUCUCAGGCAGCAGUGAGCACAGCCUUCGGAAGAAGCCCCCAGCCCAGCCCCAGAGUGGGUGUGUGUGGGGGGGAGCCUGGGCUCAGCCCCUCCUGCUGUGGCCCGCUCUUCUGGGUCUUCCAGACAGUGGGUUCUGGCCUGCCCCUCAGCCCCUACCAGUACCAGGCAAGCAGGAAUAAGGUACCUAAACCUGCAGGAGAGAGAGCAGAGCUGACGCAGAGGAAAGCCGGUGGCCAAAACCUGGGAAGGAGGGCGUCUCUCUGGACCGAUGCAGAUACAAAUAAGCAGAGAACUCUUCUCACCUCCUGUCAGCCCCAAAGCCUGGGGGAGCAAACCGGCUCCUUUCCUUCUCCCUCAACGAGAUUCAGGGAGGUUGACUCGCCCCUCCACCGAGGGAAGGGGCCCAAGCAAUGCAGGGGUUAACUUUUCUGAAAACGCAAUUAACUUUUCCCUAUCCUGCGUGGGGUGGGUGGGGGAGGGAGGUAUUUAUUUAAUCACUGGGGAAUGGGGUGGUCUCAGCCCAAAUGCUCCCUCCUCUUGGAAGGCACAAGCGCCUCUUCGGCAGAUCCUACGUAGGUGGCACAGGACGCGCUGUGUUGUUGGGGGGAGAGGGAGAGAGAGAAAGGAGAAGGAGGGAAAAAAAAAAGGUUGAUAGGUUUGUGCGCGGGUCCCUCGUGCGGGCUGCGCUCCUCCUGGGUGCUAUUUGACAAUUCCUGCCUCUGCCAUUGGUCAGUGUUGGAUCAGAUGGUUGUAUUUCCUUCUGGCCCUCACUGGCACCUCGCCAUCCCUCCUCAGCUAAAACCCAAUCUCGGAUAUACUACUAAUAGGCGCGGCGCUCGGACUAUAAAACACAACAAAUCAUAAACCCGGAGGAGCAGCAGCGGCCGCGCGCGCCUCCCCGACAGAUGAGUUCCUAUUUCGUGAACUCCACCUUCCCCGUCACUCUGGCCAGCGGGCAGGAGUCCUUCCUGGGCCAGCUGCCGCUCUACUCGUCGGGCUAUGCGGACCCGCUGAGGCACUACCCCGCACCCUACGGGCCGGGGCCCGGCCAGGACAAGGGCUUUGCGGCUUCCUCCUAUUACCCGCCGGCCGGCGGCGGCUACGGCCGAGCGGCGCCCUGCGACUACGGGCCGGCGCCGGCCUUCUACCGCGAGAAGGAGUCGGCCUGCGCGCUCUCGGGCGCCGACGAGCCGCCCCCGUUCCACCCCGAGCCGCGGAAGUCGGACUGCGCGCAAGACAAGAGCGUGUUUGGCGAGACGGAAGAGCAGAAGUGCUCCACUCCGGUCUACCCGUGGAUGCAGCGGAUGAAUUCGUGCAACAGUUCUUCCUUUGGGCCCAGCGGCCGGCGGGGCCGCCAGACCUACACGCGCUACCAGACGCUGGAGCUGGAGAAGGAGUUCCACUACAACCGCUACCUGACGCGGCGGCGGCGCAUCGAGAUCGCGCACGCCCUGUGCCUCACCGAGCGCCAGAUCAAGAUCUGGUUCCAGAACCGGCGCAUGAAGUGGAAAAAGGAGAGCAAACUGCUCAGCGCGUCUCAGCUCAGCGCCGAGGAGGAGGAAGAAAAGCCAGCCGAGUGAAGGUGCUGGAAAGGGAGGGGGGACGCGGAAAGGGAGAGGCCUGCGGGGCGCCCAGGGCUUCUGAGAGCCCGGAGCAGGCUCUGCGGGCGGGGGAGCCUGGGGACCCGCUCCCCAGCGUGCGCCAGGCGGGGCCCAGCGCUCUCCCGGACGCCCCCGUCCGCAGAGCGCUCGCUGGGUGCGCGGCGGCGGCGCUGCCCGAGCCCACCCAGCACCCCGAGCGCCUCCUCCCUCCCGAGGAACCCGCCUGGGCCCGAUCUGGCCCCCCGGUGAGAACUGAGGAUCGGACUCACUCGAUGUUUCCCGGAAGCAGAGCGCACUGCUCUCAUCCGUGUCGCGUCUCCAUUCCGUCCAUGUUCCCCCCACCCCACCGUGCACGGUUCAAUGGUAGAUUCGUUGUCCCCUCAGCAGGGGCCUCGAAGACUCCCUGGCCCCAGCCCUGUCGUCUCUCCCACCCCGUCCCCCAAGCCACUGGAAGGAGCACAUACUACCUAGAAGUAAGAAGAGGAGCCUCAGAAGAAAACAAAGUUCUAUUUUAUUAAUUUUCUAUGUGUUGUGUUUGUAGUCUUGUCUUAGCUCUGGACGUGAAAUACUUCGGUAAUAAUAUUAAUAUUAUUAAUAAUGAUGAUAAAUAAUAAUAAAGACGUGAAAACUCGCCGCUCAGUCA